CUGAAAUGGAAUUCUUAAAAGAAGAACAGAAAAAAUUGGCAUCUCUGGGUUCUUUCCUUGUUUAUAGUGAAGCUCAUGAGAAGUGUGCUGAAGUGCGCUCCUCCAGCUCCCCAUAUCUAUAUGAGCUUACCGCCUCGGAAUGCUCCCCAGAGUCUUACACUCAGUUUUUCCGCUGGCUUCCAAGAGGCAGGCUUAUGAGCACAAAGGAGGGACUAUGUGUAGGUGCAGAGAAACAACGUUCAUACCAGCCACUGCGACUCUAUGAAUGUGACAAUGAAAGGGUCCUAAACUGGGUUUGCACCAAUGAAACUCUGCUGGGGGGUUGAAGGAGAAAGCCUUUAUUUUAACUUUGGAAAUAAUCGAGAAAGAGUCAUUAUGCUUUACACGGGCACUGGUAUAUGGAGCCGUUGGAAAGCACGAAGCCUUGAAGGAAAUCUACAGGAUGGAGGAGCUUGUGUUCAGUGCUGUGCUUAA
Molecule: messenger RNA, 474 nt
Organism: Staurois parvus
Lineage: Eukaryota; Metazoa; Chordata; Amphibia; Anura; Ranidae
Source: the annotation of a GenBank genome assembly